Molecule: messenger RNA, 1185 nt
Organism: Ziziphus jujuba (common jujube)
Lineage: Eukaryota; Viridiplantae; Streptophyta; Magnoliopsida; Rosales; Rhamnaceae
Product: tropinone reductase homolog At1g07440
Exons: 5
Coding region: 182-988 (268 amino acids)
Molecular function (GO): oxidoreductase activity
Source: RefSeq, a predicted model, not a curated record
AGUGGAACUUACGUAUCAACUUCCUAAUGAUUUUUCAAAGCCUUAACCUACAAAUUCAAUGUUCCAUUUUGUUCAAAGUCUUUUUGUUCAAACCCAUGAGCCACCACUUUCAUGAUUAUAUAAAUCGUUUGAAACACUGAAACUACUCAGGCGAUUCCAAGGUGGUAGCAGAUACAGAGAAAUGGGCGACACAGUUCAUAUUGGUGGCAGAGAAAGCAGGUGGUUUCUUCAUGGAAUGACUGCUCUUGUAACCGGUGGCACUAAAGGGAUUGGGCAUGCAAUUGUGGAGGAAUUGGCGGGAUUUGGGGCAGUUAUUCAUACAUGUAAUAGGCACGAAUAUGAGCUCAAUGAAUGCUUAAGCCAAUGGGGGAUGAAGGGCUUUCGAGUUACUGGUUCUGUCUGUGAUGUUUUGUCUCCAACAGAUCGAGAAAAGCUAAUAAACAAGGUCUCUUCUCUGUUUAAUGGGAAACUUAACAUCCUUAUAAACAAUGUCGGAGUGGGUGAAAGGAAACCAACAGAAGAGUAUACAGCAGAAGAUACAUCAUUUCUAAUGGGUACAAAUUUUGAUUCUGCUUACAACAUUUGCCAACUUGCACAUCCUCUUCUGAAAGCUUCAGGGGCAGGAAGCAUUGUCUUUGUGUCUUCUGUGGCUGGUGUCUUCGCAGUAAAUGUUGGAUCCUUAUAUUCUUCAGCUAAAGGUGCAAUAAACCAGCUAACAAAAUAUUUGGCUUGCGAGUGGGCAAAGGACAAUAUAAGGUCUAAUUCGGUUGCACCUUGGUUUAUCAGAACGCCCCUUGUUGAACGGGAAAUGAACAACGAAGAAUUUAUCAAACUUGUGAAUUCCCGGACUCCAGCUGGCCGUGUUGGAGAGCCAAAAGAGGUUUCGUCGUUGGUAGCAUUUCUAUGCUUACCUGCAGCCUCUUACAUAACUGGACAGACUAUUUGUGUUGAUGGAGGAGUAACAGUGAAUGGUUUCUUCCUUCCUUGAAUAGUAUUCAAAAUAGAACCAUGAGUUCAUGAUUCUAGUUCUGAAUUAUUGUACCAGUCCAAAAAGAGAACCAAAACCAAUAUGCAUAAUAAGCAAAGCACUAUGUAAUAUUCCAAGACAGACAUUAUUUCUUCAUAUUUGCUGGGUAGUAUACUAAAUUCUAUAUUUUCUUCACUUAAUAGAAUCUGAUUCAUGAA